AUAUAAGCCACCCAUGUUUGUGCAUGUAUCUACUUAACAACCAUUUGGUCACAUUUUCACACCCUCUGUUCUGCAUGAUCACUCAAUUUUUCUCAGAAUUUUCUUCCCUUCACUAGAUGGCCAGCAUGUUUUCAGGUCACCGGAGCAUCGUUAUCGUUCUGUUUUCUGUCCUCUGCAUGGCAUUUCAUGCAUGUUCCGAUGAACUUGACAUGCUUCUUCAGAUUAAGGCCAGCCUUAAAGAUUCGGAUUCGAGGGUUUUGGAUACAUGGAGAGCAGAGGACUCAGUGUGCAGCUUUAGUGGCAUAAUGUGCAAUGACAAACAAAAGGUACAAGAAAUCAAUCUCUCUCAAGAAAAUCUUGCUGGAACUCUUCCUUUUGAUGUUAUAUGUUCUCUUGAUUCACUUGAGAAGCUUUCUUUAGGAUCAAACUUUUUGUCUGGUAAAAUUAGUGAUCACUUAGCAAAUUGUACUAAGUUGACAUACUUGGAUUUAGGCAACAACUCUUUUUCUGGAGAGGUUCCUGACUUGUCUUCCUUAACCAGACUUAGUUUCUUAAGCUUAAACUGUAGUGGCGUUUCGGGUUCAUUUCCUUGGAGUUCACUGAGAAAUCUUACUGCUCUUACUUUCUUGAGCCUAGGUGAUAACUUAUUUGAAAAGUCUCCAUUCCCUUUGGAAAUACUAAAUCUUGAUAAAUUGUACUGGCUUUACCUUACCAACAGUAGUAUUGAAGGCCAGAUUCCAGAGGAAAUCGAAAACCUCAGUCUUCUUGAAAAUCUUGAGCUUUCAGACAAUUUUUUGUUCGGAAAAAUCCCAGAAGGAAUCACCAAACUAGCUAAACUUUCUCAGCUUGAGCUUUAUGACAAUAACCUUUCUGGGAAUUUUCCUGAGGGCUUUGGAAAUCUCACAACUCUUAGAAAACUUGAUGUUUCCAAUAACAGCCUUGAAGGUGAUAUCUCUGUGUUGAAGUCAUUAGUCAAUCUCGAGUCAUUGCAACUAUUUGAAAACAAAUUUUCGGGAGAAAUUCCAGGGGAAUUUGGAGAAUUCGAGUUUUUUCAGGAGCUGUCACUUUACACCAACCAGUUCACAGGUUCACUCCCACAAAAGAUUGGAUCUUGGUCUGAUUUUAUUUAUAUAGAUGUUUCGGAGAAUCUUUUCACAGGCCUGAUUCCCCCUGAUAUGUGCAAGAAAGGUAGCCUGACUGAUCUACUUCUGUUGCAAAAUAACUUCACUGGUGGAAUUCCUGAAACUUAUGCAAAUUGCUCAUCUCUAACACGUGUCCGUGUUAGUAAGAAUUCUCUUUCAGGAUCUGUUCCAGAUGGGUUAUGGGGUCUUCCUAAUGUGAACCUGAUGGAUCUCUCUAUGAAUCAAUUUGAAGGUUCAGUGACAAGCAAUUUAAGAGAAGCCAAGAGCCUGUCUCAGCUAUUUUUAUCCAAUAAUAAAUUUUCUGGAAUGCUGCCAGUAAUGAUGUCAGAUGCAUCAUCUCUGGUGGAAAUUGAGUUAGGAUGGAAUAAUUUUUCAGGUGAAAUUCCAUCAACAUUGGGCGAACUGAAAAAUUUAAGCAGUUUACAUCUGGAAGCUAACUCUUUCACUGGAGCUAUACCAGAGUCAUUAGGCUCAUGUCUAUCACUUAAUGAUAUAAGUCUAUCUGGAAAUUCUCUUUCGAGUGGAAUUCCAUAUAGUCUUGGUUCUUUACCAAGCUUAAACUCCUUAAAUUUAUCACAUAACAAGCUUUCUGGGAAAGUUCCUCUCAGUUUGUCAUCAACUAGAUUAAGCCUUCUUGAUUUGUCCAACAAUCAAUUGAGUGGUCCCAUACCGGAUGCUUUAUCGGUUGAAGUUUUCAGUGAUGGCUUUCUUGGAAAUCCAGGAUUGUGUAGUAACAAGAGGAUUAGUGGUCUUAAAUCAUGUUCAUCCCCGGGUUCAACAGAGUCCGCGCAGCUUAAAAUAAUUGUGUCCAUUGUCAUAGCAGGGGCAUUUGUAGCCAUCCUGUCACUUGCUACAUUCUUGUAUGUUAUGAAGUCCAAGAAAAAUGGUCAGAACUGUCCUAUGACAAGACGCGAUUCUUGGGACAUGAAACACUAUCAUGUCCUAAGUUUCAGCGAGGAGGAAGUAGUGAAAGCCUUAAAACAAGAAAACUUGAUAGGUACAGGUGGCUCUGGAAAUGUGUACAAGGUUCCCCUAAGUUGUGGCAAAACAUUGGCUGUUAAACAUGUCUGGAAGUCGAAUUCUGGUGGACACAAAGGUUUUCAGAUGAGCUCACCUAUGCUCGGGAAAGGGAAGAGCGGAUCACCUGAAUAUGAUGCUGAGGUAGAGGCUCUGAGCUCCAUAAGGCAUGUGAAUGUGGUGAAACUGUACUGCAGUAUUACUAGCGAGGACUCGAAUCUACUGGUCUAUGAGUACAUGCCUAAUGGAAGCUUAUGGGACCAAUUGCACACAUGUCAGAAGAUCUCCAUGGACUGGAGUGUCAGAUACGACAUAGCGGUUGGAGCAGCCAGGGGACUGGAAUAUCUCCAUCAUGGUUAUGACAGGCCGGUGAUACACCGUGAUGUAAAAUCAAGCAACAUUCUCUUGGAUGAGAACAUGAAGCCGCGAAUUGCUGAUUUUGGGCUAGCAAAAAUUGUGCAGCCUAAUGGAGCUAAGGUGGCUGCAACACAAAUGAUUGCUGGCACAUAUGGCUACAUUGCUCCUGAAUACGCGUACACCUACAAAGUAGACGAAAAGAGUGACAUCUACAGCUUCGGAGUAGUUCUGAUGGAAUUAGUGACAGGAAAGAGGCCAACAGAGCCCGAAUUCGGAGAAAACAAGGACAUUGUACAAUGGGUUUGUGACUCAAUGAUGAGAAGUGAUGACAGUGGCAUUGGUCUGGUGGACUCGACGAUUUCAGAAGAGUCGAAAGAAGAUGCAGCUAGAGUGUUAACAAUUGCAAUUCGCUGCACGAUGAAGGUUCCGAAUCUAAGGCCUUCAAUGAGGGUGGUAGUCCAAAUGCUGGAAGAAGUUGAGCCUUUUAAGUUGUCUGAGAUAGUUGUUAGCAAAGAUGGUGAAAAUUGUAAGCAAUAAGAAGAUGCAAAUUUUGAUUUUGUUGAAAGAAUAAUUGAUAGAUAGUAAGCUGCAUCUUCCAAGAGAUGCAUGUAAAAUAUGGUGCUUGUAGCUAAGCACUAGUUUCACAUCUUGUUGUAAAAAUGUCAAAAUUUAGCCUUAUGUGUGUAUGUAAUCAUUUUAGGCCA
Molecule: messenger RNA, 3220 nt
Organism: Daucus carota subsp. sativus
Lineage: Eukaryota; Viridiplantae; Streptophyta; Magnoliopsida; Apiales; Apiaceae
Product: receptor-like protein kinase 7
Exons: 2
Coding region: 117-3053 (978 amino acids)
Biological process (GO): protein phosphorylation
Molecular function (GO): protein kinase activity; ATP binding; protein binding
Source: RefSeq, a predicted model, not a curated record